Molecule: messenger RNA, 1180 nt
Organism: Triticum aestivum (bread wheat)
Lineage: Eukaryota; Viridiplantae; Streptophyta; Magnoliopsida; Poales; Poaceae
Product: zinc finger A20 and AN1 domain-containing stress-associated protein 7
Exons: 1
Coding region: 247-705 (152 amino acids)
Molecular function (GO): DNA binding; zinc ion binding
Source: RefSeq, a predicted model, not a curated record
GGUGUCAGUCAUCUGCUCGCACGAUUUAGACUCCGGCUGGGCCGCGGGGACCUGCACAAACUCGGCUCUCUCCCGGCUGCUGCUAAAAGGCGCCCGCAACCCCGCGAGCCAGGCCACCAAAUCGUCGCGUCCCAAACUCGAUCGCACCGCACCGCACGCACGAGGGAUCACGAUCGAAGAAGAGGGCACGAUCGCAGCGCAGCGGCGCCAGAGUUCAAAGCGCGCCCUGUUCGAGGAGCAGUAGCCAUGGCGCACCACGCAUCGGCGGCGACGGCGCAGAAGCGGAAGUGCCCCGACGGGGAGACGGCCGGCAUGUGCGCCGGCGGCUGCGGGUUCUUCGGUGCCGCCGCCACCGGCAACAUGUGCUCCAAGUGCUACAAGGACCACGUUCUCGCCGCCUCGACCGCGCCUCCGGAGAAGAAGGCCAAGAUGACCGUCUCCGUCGCGUCAGCCGAUGCUGCAGUCGAAAUCGAACCCUGCGUGGCGUCCGCGAAGCAGCCGGCGGUGAGGGCGAGCCGGUGCGCGGCGUGCCGCAAGAAGGUGGGGCUGCUGGGCUUCCUGUGCCGCUGCGAGGGCACCUUCUGCAGCGUCCACCGCUACUCGGACAAGCACGACUGCGGAUUCGACUACAAGACCGCCGGCCAGGAGCGAAUCGCCAAGCACAACCCCGUCGUGGUCGCGGACAAGAUGACCGGAAGGAUCUGAAGCCCACAAGACCGGCAGAAUCGACCAGACGACGAAACCAUCGAACAUGUGACGUUCGUUGUCGCCAAACCUGUAAUCAGUCUUGGAAAUGAACUUGUAAGAUCAGUUGAUUGAUUGAGUUCUUGUAAAUUACAUAGUCUGGGAAGUGAAUUUGUCCGAUCCGUUGAUCGGUUGAGUUCUUGUAAAGUACAUUAUCUUGCAGUGUGCGUUAAUUUUGGAAAUGCGGUAGAUAAUAUGCAUGGAUUUGUUUAGCUCAUGGUUGCCUACGUUUGUACUAAUAAACAAAGAAAGUAUUAAACAUUUUAGGUAUUGUGGCACUAUACUGAACGAUUUGGAGAUGUAGGAGUGAGCUUGCUUUAAAAAUGAAAAAGGAUUUGUAACGUCUCCAACGUAUAUAUAAUUCGCUUUGUAUUGGUUGAACUCCUCAUCAGUUCAGAUAAUUGAUACGUCUCCAACAUACAUAUAAUUGUAAACU